AUGCCGAAUACGGGAGCGUUCCAACAACGGCAACUUGUGCUUGCUGAGAGGUCCAAGCACAAGCGGAAACGUCAACAUACCAAGAAGAAUGAUACAAAGACAAAGGUGAACAGCAUCAUCAAAACUUUGUUCCGGUUGUAUAUCUUCCCAUUCUAUGUGUCUUUUGUGUUUCUUGAAUGGCUGACGAUUAAGAAGCCAUGGGAAUAUAUCUCGUUGGUUAAGAGUAAACUAAAACAAGAGCUUGAAGUGUCUGAAAAAGCGUACAUCAAGGCCAAUACAUUGAAGGAGGGUACACAUGUUGAGAGGAAAGUAUCGGAACAGAAGAAGACUAAGCCAGCAAAGAAGAGUUUGAUCAAAGGGUUUAUCUCCAAGGUGUUGUACGUGUUUAAAAAGGUGCUGUUCACGCUAAAGUUCAUCUUUACAAAGUUAUGGUGGGCCAAAGCUGAUGUCAAGUUGAAAUUCAAGCAUUUAAUAAAGAAGUUAUACGGGUUAUGGGAUGAUACCGAGUUGAUAUUUUACAAGACUAAGGCACUACCGUAUACGAUAUUCUUAAAAGUGAAACUGUUUUUGGAAGAUUCAAUAUCUGAUGAAGUUGAAAUUGAAGUUUCAACGGCAUCUGAGCAAGAGGUAUACACAGAGCACUCAACUACCAGUCCUGUAUAUGCAAUAGAGGAGCAUCAGCCAAGGUCAUCACACUCAUCUUCAAGAGCUCGUGCAAGCACAUCCAAAUUCUGUCCCUUAACCCCCGGUACAAGAAAUUUGUUGACGCUGAACAGAUCGCCUCCUCGAUCAUCUAGCGUUAGAUUUACACAGGAGGUUAAGUUUGGAGGUUCAACAUUUGAAGAUUCCAUGAAGAUGAGAUCUGGCUUGAUUGAAAAGGAAAGACCCUUAACAAGAGAGGAACUUAUUGAGGAGUUCUUCUACAAUUACGAUGCAGUGUCUGGGAGAUCACGUCCUCAUAUACGCCGGAACUCAACACUGUCAUCUACUUGCUAA
Molecule: messenger RNA, 996 nt
Organism: Williopsis jadinii
Lineage: Eukaryota; Fungi; Ascomycota; Saccharomycetes; Phaffomycetales; Wickerhamomycetaceae
Exons: 1
Coding region: 1-996 (331 amino acids)
Source: RefSeq, a predicted model, not a curated record